AUGUACGAAGCGACUAUCCCAAUACAUUUGAGCAGCGGAGAAAGCCACGAAAUUGCUGUUCGAGGUGUCGGAUUUGUACCAGGAGCAUCAGAAGCAGACAAGGUCACCAAAGAAAGCAACAUCGACAAUGGAUAUGGAUGCACCGCCGCCAGGCCAUGGACAGACGGGCUUCGCAUCGUCAUGUCAGAUGCUCUCGCCAUGGUCUCCCAAGAGAUCAUUGAUAUGGGUGAUAUUGCAGUGAAGGGUGUGUCAUGCCGCCUAGUGGAAGUAACGAAUCAGUGCAUGAGGGACGUCAGUUUUGAGUGGAAAUUGGAUGCAUUCAGAGCUGAGAUGGGAUUGGCUUUGGGGCGCCUUACCUUGGAUCCCUGGCAGGGGAGCAUCGCACCAGGAGAUACACAGCUCGUUAAGAUCCAGUAUGAAGGGGGUCUCCAAGCAGAAAUUUUGGACGGGACUGUCAGGCUGCUGGUUAGGUCCAUUGAAGACCAGCCAGAGGCUGAAGUGGCAUAUUGGGAGUCGCACGAUGUAAACAGCGAAGAGAUCAUUGCGGAAGACCCUCCCAGGGGAGCGCGCCACGAGCCGGGCAUGGUCGUUGGCAGCCGACUGCCCGUGCAUGCCUCGACCACAAAAUCGAUCAGGGGCCGCCUGACGCCAAUUCGCAAUCGGCAUGAAGCGAUGUUGACGGAAAUCGACAGAACCAGAGACGCGCACUUGGAGAAGGAACCUCUCUCCGAGUCUCAGGUCAUCAUCGUCACGAUAAAAGGAUGCGUCGCUGAAAAGUCAUCCAAGGAUGACCAGUUGUUCGUUCCUCCAAUUCCGUCAAGCAUGGGAACCACUGAAACCGACAAGCGCGCCCCCAUCAGCAGGGAAGGGAUAAUUUUAUCCCGCAAUGUCGUAUCAGGCAUAAUAUCUGAGUCCCUCUGCAGCGAGUGCUGCCAGCGUCAGUUCGAGUCCCUGGACUACGAUCCGCGGCCUUUUUUUGUUGAGAUGUCAAGCAAUGCGGGUGCGGGGCAUGAUUCGGAACAACAGGACAUGCCGCUGCCUUCAGUGGACGGUGCAUCCGAACGUGGGGACGCGCCGUUGGACAUGAGCACAGAGGAAGACCCCACAGCCAGCGAUGUUGAAUCCGCUGUGGAGAAAAAUGAGGCGUGUCUCGCCGAGGACAGCCCGGUGCAGGAAGAGGGCGGCAAUGAAGUGCAGCUGGGUGGGGUUGAAGCACCCGAUGAGGUUGCUGAGGAGAUGGGCAGCAUCGACUCUGGCCGCUCGCAAGGGAAGCCCCCAGAUCCUUCGGAAACUGUGCAUGUGAGAAGGCCAAGAAUGGAAGUGCCAGCCGUGCACAAAUGCGGCGGACCGGCUGGUGCAAGGCCAGAGUUUCAGCUGUUUGCGGACUAUGUGUUGGGCAGUGCCAUAUAUGCGCUGCUGCAGGAGAGCGCAUAUGGAGAAUAG
Molecule: messenger RNA, 1443 nt
Organism: Ostreobium quekettii
Lineage: Eukaryota; Viridiplantae; Chlorophyta; Ulvophyceae; Bryopsidales; Ostreobiaceae
Source: the annotation of a GenBank genome assembly